AUGCAACCACGACCAACUAAUGUCGCCAUGAUGUUUGUCGAAGAAAUUUCUCCUCAUGGCCACGAUUUUGGAACUCGCACUCCUGGCGGUAAUUCAUCCUUGCAAACUGCCAUUCCACUAGACCCUGCGCCGGUCUCUGCACCGCUCUUGAAGCGACCACGACUCUGUCCCACGACUCUGUCCCACGACUCUGUCACCUGCCUCCUCUUCAAAUGA
Molecule: messenger RNA, 216 nt
Organism: Paracoccidioides brasiliensis Pb18
Exons: 1
Coding region: 1-216 (71 amino acids)
Source: RefSeq, a predicted model, not a curated record